GGCGCCGAGCCGCCCCCAGAGAAGAAGCUGCGGACGCCCACGCUCGGCAAGUACGCCGGCACAGUGCUGGGCAGCAUCCUUGAGGGCGAUGCGUUCCCAGGCAGCCCAGUGGAGAUCCAGCCGAUGCACUACGGCGAGUUCCUGAUGCACGACGAGUCGCCGCACACGCUGAGGUUCAAUGACUUCUUUAGGUCGGGCGGGCGGCACCGCUUGUUGGAGGCAGUCGCCCUGGCUUGUCCUGGGGCGGUCGAGGGCGAUGCGAUCGUUUCGAAAUUGCCGAUGAAGCUGGCUGCCCUAGCUUCGUCCGAGGUCGGCCCGAUGAAGCUGCUCCAGAUCAGGACAGAGUACGCGAUGCUGCUGCGCAUCAAGGACAACAGGAGGCACGGCGCGAUCUCCUACUGCAUGGUCUCUGGCGAGCAGCCGAACCCUUUGCAGCUCAUCGACCGUUGCACUGGCGAGAACUGCAGGCAGUGCUUGAACAACGCGAGCGGGGCCCCCCUACGGACGAAGGCGUUCGAGCAACGCUUUCGAGGCACGUGCCUGGACAGGGCCCCCACCAACGCGAAGACUGAGCGAGGCGUUCGCGUGAUGGACGCCCCGCUCGACCAACACUUGAACCUGGACUGCAGUGCGCACGUUUCCAUGACCAUCAAGUCGCAUUUGUUUUCGGCGCUGAAGCCUACCAUCGUCGGCAUGAAACGAUGCGCAGCUUCCUUGAGGGCGUUAGGGUCCAUGAUGUAUUUCAGGAAGAUGUUUAAGAUAGUCGUGAAGCCGCUCAUCGACAUAAAGUACGGGGAGUGCCCGCCCGAUGCAACGUUGCAUCGCAUGAGGUGCAUCAGGCUUUUCUCAACGAGUCUGCAGUGCUCAGUCCCGAAGCUGGUCGCGAGGCACAUGUUCCCGAACGGCGACUGGCGCGAAAGGGCCACGAUACCAGUGCACGUGUCUGGCACCGCGGAGGACUACACCGCAGCGCAGAUCCAGGAGAGGAAGGCAUUGAUCGUGGAGGGGUUGUGCUACGCAUUUUGCAGCAGGGCCCCCGACAACUUCGCGGAGCACCACUGGACUGGCCACACCGAGUGCACGUGCGCAUUCGGGAUGCUGGAGGCGUGCAACGGCAUCCUCCGCCAUGUGUACGAGGCCUGGGCCAGCAGCAAAGGUACUAGGCGUCGCCGAGGCGCCGCUGGAGUUGACGGCGGGCCAGCCGCGGCUGCGGCGCCCGCGGGCGCAGCUGCGCCAGAGGCUGGGGCUGGUGGGCAGCUGGUUCCAUAUGUGCCGCCCGCUGCUGGGCCCGCGGAGGCUGGGCGCACCCCUGCCCAGGCGCAAGAGGAGCAGAACUCGGUUGAUCGGCAGAUCGCCCUGGACUGGAUCUUGUCAGAGCCCUCCUUCGACCUCAUGCUGAUGAGGCUGGCGCUCACAAUUCUGGCACCACUAGACCACGUCGGACUGACGAUGUCAGGCGAAGCUUGGGAGAGUGAGCAGCGCCACAAGGUAUCGCAGGCUCUCGCUGGAGGGCUCCCCAUGGCGGACGCGAUGGCCCAGAGGCAGUUUCGCAUCACGGUUGCCGCCAGGGGCGCUGCUGAGGCGAGCGCCUUGAGCAAGCUCCGCUACAUGUUCGACGAGGACGAGUUCUGGACCAUCCUCCCGCCGAAGUACCACAACGAGCGCUGCGCGUGCAAGGUGUUUAAGCUCUUCAGCCGCCUCGGCGCAUUGAUAGAGGAGCUUUGGGCAUCUGGCAAUCGCUCGGCGGACGUGGCUCUCUUUCGGCUUACACACGAGCCACAUCGCCUGGCAGAGGUUCGGGCUUGUCGGCAUCGGGACUACUGCCUGUACGGGACGUUCGGCAGGCAGUUCUUGGACUCGAACCUGGACGUUGACGAUGAGAAGGAGAUCAUUGUGCGGUUGGCGUUCGUGGCAAUGAUGGUUCGCACAUCGAUGGCUCCUGUUGAGGCUGGUUGGGCGUACGUGCGCCGAUUGUGCAAGAGACUCGGUUGCCAGACGCACCAGCAGGAGCUUGGUUAUAUAUCAGCAUGUUGGGUUAUGAGUCGGUUCCGAUCGCUCUUGGAUCACGACCUCACGUUGCAGUCGAAGUCCCAGCUGCCCGCACGCGUGAUGAGACAGCGUGACGGCGACGAAGGCGACGGCGGGGACAACGAGGAGGAGCCCUCGCUUGGCUGGUGCGGGCCAUGGAGGGCGUUCGUGGCCGAGAGCGACGUCGGCAUGUUCCGCGACUUCCACGAGCUGGGUGCCAGGUACAGGGAGAUCAAGGCUAACGACCCAGUCGCUUUCGCAGCGCUGCAGGCGUCGGGGGAGCAGGCAGCGGCAAGGCGUCGCGCUGGUGAUCAGCGGCCUUUCGGCCCUACCAAGCGUGAUCUGGACAGGGAGGCCCUCGUGAAUAGACAGGAGGCCCGAAGGAAGCAGAUGGAAGACCGACUCAGCGGGCGCCUUGAUGACGACGAUGGGGACUUCAGGGUCGACAUGGCGGAGGCGAUCGCCCAGGGCGGCGGCUCCUUCGAGGCGUCUCUGCAGGCCGCUCGGGAGGACGCGAGGUGGUUCGGCAGGUUGAAGGCUGAGGAUGAGCGGCAGAUGAAGACGGACCUCCUGAACUACAGCGUGCAGCAAUCGGGCGAGCUAGGGCGGGCAAUGUUCGGGGCUGCCCGUGAGACGGCGCCGCUGAUCGGCCAGCUUGGCACGGUGCCGUCGGCCAUGGAGGGCCUCUCGCACAUGUGCUACCAGAGCCAGGCUGCAGCGCGGGCGACGUGCGUCGCUGCCCUGGUGGCCAGCGCGCGCACCGCCGAUGGGAAGACAGCGAUGCCGCUGCUCGGGGCAGACUGGGGUCGGAAGCACAGCAUGAAGAUGCACGCUACGGCCGAACCGAUCAAGAAAGAGACGGCAGCAGAGAAACGUCAGUGGCGCUGUGCUCGGGCUGGCGUUCACCUGUGCGGCGUCGGCGGCGGUCGGACGUGGGCGUUCAGGAACUCCAUCCUGAGGUUUCUCAAAGUGAGGUGCCCCAAGGAGUCCACCAUGAGGAAGAUGCUGGUCGACGGGGGCCUCAUCAUGUGCGUGCUGAGGGUCCCAGCAGAGCCAGCAGACCACGGUGCGCCCUUGAACUUCGAGGCGGACGGGGUCGUGUGCUCCUACUUCCACUUGGCCGUCCACUACCGGAACCCGUACCGCCCGACCUUGCAGACCAUGGUCCGCCUGCGCUGGGAUGGCGAGGACGCGCACUUGAAG
This is a messenger RNA of Prorocentrum cordatum, 3231 nucleotides long. NCBI's taxonomy places the organism in Eukaryota, Dinophyceae, Prorocentrales, Prorocentraceae. The record is from the annotation of a GenBank genome assembly.